GUGGGGGGAAAUCCGGCAGGUCGAGCUUGCUGAGCCCUUCCCGACCUGCCAUUAGGACUGGCUGGGAGGGGCACCUGUGGAAGCGCCUGGUGGGUGCUGCUGCUCUGUUGGCCCUGGCUGCGAAGCGCCUGCGUGCUGAAAGAUGCAAAGAACGGCUCGGUCGCUGACGUGGUUUCUCUGGGUUUGCUGUGCGAGGGGCGGUGCUGAAAGGACAGGAGGGCCACAGGAGGGUUAGGGAGCCUCUCAGUUCUCGUCCCGGGGUUCCCGCAGAGGUUGGACUAAUGCCUGAGAUUGCUCUUCGGUUACUGCAUCCUUACGCCUGCCUGCAGAAGCAAGUACAGUUCGCUUUGAUUAUGCGCCGUCAGGUCGCUGUUAGUGACCACAUGGGUAGAUGGGCUUUCUCCGUGAGUCGUAAGAGACUUCGCCUUGAUAAAUGCAGUUUCGAACGAUACCUAAUUGCUGGCAGAUCAAAGAGUGUGACUUCCACCGUGGCUGGUUCAACGUUUCUGGUGUUUGGCCGCUUUCGGUCUCCAGCGCUUGCUGCUCUGAGAAAUGGAAGCAGCUGUCCCGCCUUCAGCGGAGCAUCAUCCUCUUCCUCUUUGCCUGCUUGGUUGUCUGUGGAAUCAAGACAUAUGCAAAUAUAGCUGACCCAUGGAAAAGUGCAACUGGCAGAUCUUUGGAGGAACAGAAGGCUGAUCUGGAGAUCCCUGGGUUGAAUCCAGCAAAUCAGGCGAUUCUCCCAAUACCCCAGAAAGCUGAUGCCAGUCUCAGGGACUUUUCACCUCAAAAACCUCCAAAACUGAUUCCUGCCCGUCGAGGGCCUCCGAACCUGCAGAUCAGGCCACCUUGGAGGGAGACAGAGGUGAAGUCCCAGGAGCAAGCCGUCAGAGGGGAGGGAAAACCUGGCCAGGCAGGUCAGGAGCAUAACAUGGAGAAGUCCGUCAUUAGUUGGAGAGGAGCUGUGAUUGAGCCCGACCCGAGCCCUGAGCCGCCUUCCAAGAAAAUUAACGAUCUGGGCAGGCCUUCUCCUGUGGCUUCGGAAGACCAGAAAGAGCCAGUGCCCCUCAACGAGCGCCAGCUGGCUGUGAUUGAAGCCUUCCGCCACGCGUGGAAAGGCUACAAGGAGUUUGCCUGGGGCCAUGACGAGCUCAAGCCCAUCUCCAAGUCCUUCAACGAAUGGUUUGGCCUUGGACUGACACUCAUCGAUGCGCUGGACACCAUGUGGAUCUUGGGCCUUAAGGCAGAGUUCAAAGAAGCAAGAGAGUGGGUUGCCACGGAGCUGAACUUCAACAAAAACGUGGACGUCAACCUUUUUGAGAGCGCCAUUCGUAUCCUCGGGGGCCUGCUGAGCACCUACCACCUGUCUGGGGACAGCCUCUUCCUGGAAAAAGCUAAAGAUAUCGGGAGCAGGCUCAUGCCGGCCUUCAACACCCCCUCCAAGAUCCCCUUUUCAGACGUCAACAUCGGGCGAGGAACGGCCCACCCCCCACGCUGGACUUCUGACAGCACCGUGGCCGAAGUGACCAGCAUCCAGUUGGAAUUCAGGGAGCUCUCGCGCCUUACGGGGGAAGAGAAAUUUAAGAAUGCUGUGGACAGGGUGAUGAAACACGUCCAUUCCCUUGCUGGCAAGAAUGAUGGCCUGGUGCCCAUGUUUAUCAACACCAACAGCGGGCAGUUCACACAUCUCGGGGUCUACACCCUCGGGGCUCGAGCAGACAGCUACUACGAAUACUUGCUCAAGCAGUGGAUCCAGGGAGGGAAAAAGGAAAAUGAGCUCUUGGAAGACUACGUGAAGGGUAUUGAGGGUGUGAAGAGGCACCUGCUUCGGAAAUCCCAGCCAAGAAGGCUGACGUUUGUCGGCGAGCUCGCUCAUGGCCGUUUCAGUGCGAAGAUGGAUCACCUGGUCUGCUUCUUGCCCGGAGCCCUGGCCCUUGGAGCUCACAAUGGGCUUCCAGCAGAUCACAUGACCCUGGCAGCGGAGCUGGCAGAAACCUGCUACCAGAUGUACGUGCAAGUGGAGACCGGCCUGAGCCCCGAAAUCGUCCAUUUCAACAUGCAUGCGCAAAAGGACCGGAAGGACGUGGAGAUUAAGACUGCAGAUAGGCACAACCUCCUGCGUCCUGAGACCGUGGAGAGCCUCUUCUACCUGUAUCGAUUCACUGGCGAUAAGAAGUACCAGGACUGGGGUUGGGAGAUCCUGCAGAGCUUCAAUAAAUACACCAGGGUCCCGACCGGCGGCUACACGUCCAUCGACAAUGUCCAGAACCCCAGCCACCCAGAGCCGAGAGACAAGAUGGAGAGCUUUUUCCUGGGUGAAACGCUCAAGUACCUUUUCUUGCUCUUCUCAGAUGAUGUGAACUUGAUCGACCUGGACAAGUAUGUCUUCAACACAGAGGCCCACCCCUUCCCUAUCUGGCCAUCAGCAUAAACGAAAGCCAGGGCGUCUGCCGUUCCCAGGUUCAAUCACGCCCCAGUUACGGGGGACCUGAAGGGAAGCGUGUCGAAGGCUGUAAGCCACGUUCCUGGUGAAGCGAGCCUCCAAAAGGAAUUGUAUAUGAGGGGAGGUGGAUCUUUGGCCUGGAAUCGCUCCCCCCUCUCCAAAUACGGGCACCCAAGCAAGGAAUGGGCAAGCAGUUCACUGCAGUGCCAGAUCCUGCUUGGCACAAGUGGGAUUCUGGGGAGAGCAAGGCUCACUUUGACCCCUCAGACCUAGCAAGAGAGGGUGCUCCUUGAAGGGCCCAGCAUUGUUCUGUUGUCUCCAUACCGUAUCUCCGCAGGGGAGGCCAUAAAGAGGAAAACGUAGCCUUGUCCCGGAUAUUCAUGCCGCUUGUCACUGUGGUGGUAACUUCCCAGGAUCAUUCCAAGGCAGGAGGUGGUAGUGAUGGUGCUGGCAGAAGGAAAACACGCCCCUCUAAAACAGUGUUCAUUGCUGACAGCGACCUCCUGAUUCUGAAAGAGCGCUUUGAAUAAUCGGGUGGAAUGUGCCGAGGUGAACUGGGAAGCUAGAUGCUGGUUUUGGGCACGGUGAUAUAUAUCUAUUUUUUUUUUUUCUUAACUUAUCUGCAGCAGUGCAGGGAGGAAAAUGUGAAAAGAAAAUUUAUGUUACAAAACAAAAACAGAGGUGGCUAUCUAUAUAGGAAUUUAUAUAUGUAUAAUAUGAAUAAUGUUUUGGCUCAGGUAUUCUGCCGAGAGCUGUUUCCUGAGGGGAGGGGGAACCUGAUGGACGUGUGGGUUCCUCUUCCAGGUUGAGCCCACCUGAGUGGGCCACUGGCCUUUACGAGCAAAUGGGUGGGGCCUUGGUUUGGCCCAGAGGACAAGGAAUUCCAGUACUCCGUUUCCCCAGAGUGAAUUGGGCCCGUUAGGAGACACGCUAGCAGGAUUUCUGCGAUGCCUCCCAUAUUUGGCUUGAAAAGAACCCCCAGGAAAUGCAGGUUUAAAAACCUGCCAAUUAACCCACCUGUGCUCUGUGGCUUUUUAAAUAGUGGCCACAGAGGAAGCAGCUCGCUAAAGGUGCAAACUCAGAUCUAUUUAUACUGAAACACGGAACAAAGGCUUGUGGGCUUCUGCUUUACGCUUCCAUUGUGGUCUUGCUGUCUGUCCCUGAGUCAAUACAAGAGCAACCUGCAGGAUAAGAGGAUGUGUCCCUUCUCCGAGGCUCUCCGGUGUGGGCAGGUGCUAGCCUUUUAUUCAGCUACAAGCCUGCCUCCCAGUUCGUUCUUUGUAUGGUUACGCCGUCUCUUCGGCCUUCACUAGGUGCAUUCCUUUUUAGCUUUCAUUUUCCUCCCUCUCCCCAAUUGCUCACUUUCAGCACUUUAAAAGAGGGGCAGAGAGAAGAUUUAUGAGACAAUCCUCCCCAGCUUUGGUGGGACUGACUUUUUUUAUUCAACCCUUUCCCUAUGGGGACUUCCCUGACUGCACCCUUCAUGCUUUCUGAAGCAGCGUGGUUGUCACUGUUACCCGGUCAUGAUGCUGUUGAGGCUGGAAGAGCUGCUUUAAACCCCUGCCUGGCAUCGCCCCUCUUGGAGUGGAGGGGGGCUGCACAAGCUGCUGGAGCUGUGGCAGGAAAAAUUCUGGCUGGAUUGUUGUCUGCAAAAAUGGUUUCAGGGGGACCGGUAAUCCACUCAGUUUCUUUUUUGUAUGUGAGGUGUGACCCAAAAUCCAUGUUACCCAGGAUGGUGGUGUUUGGAGUUACCUUAUGGACCGAACAAUGCAGUGACCAAGAAUCUGAAUCGAGAAAAUGAUCAUUCAAAUCUCUUGGUGGCAUUUCUCAAACUCGGUUCCCUCCUCCCUGCAAUAUGGCCCCAGUUGUGAGGCUGGUUGUUUUUAGGGUGGAGAAAAUUAAAUGAAGUGCUUUGAAUGCUUGAAGCACAGUAUCAACAUCAUAAUUUUUCCCCCCAAUCUUCUUACUGUAACUGUGGACCUUUGGAGGACCACACUAUCUCCACGUUCUUUUAAAUGAAGUCAGUGUUUUGUUUGUUGUUUUGGCCACAAAGUGCCAACUGAACGAUGGGGGGGGGAAGCAGCCUUGUUUUUGAGGGGGGCACUUGCAGACCAGUGUUGUGUAGUUUUCUGUUCCCCAUUUAAACAGAUCCUGGAAUUUAAGCCAUACUCUAAAUCCCCAGUUUUGGGAGGCUGACACUUUACUUUGAAUUGGUGCCUUCUGUAUUCAAGGGGAAAGAUAGGUUUGGGGCGGUCAGGUACCAAAAGGUGAGGAUUUCUUCCAGCAAACAAAGUACACAGAGGCCGGGUUGCACCCCCCCACCACAACUUGCAAGUCUUUUUCAAACAGGCCGCCUAAUACGGUUGUUUCUUGGACCCUUCUCAGUUAGAUGCAGAAUCCCCCCUCUGCCCCCAGUGCAGUUUUUUUUUUUUAAAUUGGUGUACAGCUCUAAAUUCCCACUUGCCUCAUGCUCUCCACAAUGGCUGAAAUGUCCUCCUACUCUUGGAGAUUUCAAGAGAAAUUUACCACUUCAGGAAAACUUAGGUCAUUUUCAUGUUUGUUUUGCACAGCCAAGUCUGAACGCAUUCCUCAUGUAGCUUUUCUGCAGUCUUGCCUUAAGGCUGCGCAUUAUCAUGGCCAGUUCUUCUUCCCAUGUCUUAAGAGCAGAAGUCUUGCCCUCCCUUCUCUACUGAAAGAAUGAUUGGGCACAGCUGGCAAUUUGCAGGAAAUGGGCAGGAAAUCAGGCCAGGUUUAAGGCUGCCAAACUCAGUAGAGAGGCUCGGUGUUGUCAGAAGCACCCUGUGCCCUCCCACCAUUUCCUCUGCAUCAUUACUUUCAAACUACUUUUUUUUCCCUGAGAAAAGACAUACUGCUGAAGCCUUGUUGGUGUGUGAUCUGGUCCAAGAUAUUUGUGAAGUAGAACCGAUACCUUUGUGAAUGUGCAAAUGGUUUUAAGUGUGCCUCACCUUUUUGCAGAGGUGGGAGGAAUCUCUUUGAAUGAAACAGAACCCUGUGUGAAUUUAGUUGGGAAGCUAAUCUGCAGAAUUCUACCCCACCUUAAUAAACUUGUAAUUUAUUUUGAGA
Messenger RNA from Python bivittatus (Burmese python), 5524 nucleotides. The record is from RefSeq and is a predicted model, not a curated record. NCBI's taxonomy places the organism in Eukaryota, Metazoa, Chordata, Lepidosauria, Squamata, Pythonidae.